AUGGAGGACUACAGACAUCAGGGACAACAUGGAGCACUACAGACAUCAGGGACAACAUGGAGCACUACAGACAUCAGGGACAACAUGAGGACUACAGACAUCAGGGACAACAUGGAGCACUACAGACAUCAGGGACAACAUGAGGACUACAGACAUCAGGGACAACAUGGAGCACUACAGACAUCAGGGACAACAUGGAGGACUACAGACAUCAGGGACAACAUGGAGCACUACAGACAUCAGGGACAACAUGAGGACUACAGACAUCAGGGACAACAUGAGGACUACAGACAUCAGGGACAACAUGGAGGACUACAGACAUCAGGGACAACAUGGAGCACUACAGACAUCAGGGACAACAUGAGGACUACAGACAUCAGGGACAACAUGAGGACUACAGACAUCAGGGACAACAUGGAACACUACAGACAUCAGGGACAACAUGGAGGACUACAGACAUCAGGGACAACAUGA
Molecule: messenger RNA, 474 nt
Organism: Knipowitschia caucasica
Lineage: Eukaryota; Metazoa; Chordata; Actinopteri; Gobiiformes; Gobiidae
Source: the annotation of a GenBank genome assembly